This is a messenger RNA of Octopus sinensis (East Asian common octopus), 3704 nucleotides long. RefSeq names its product catenin alpha-like. NCBI's taxonomy places the organism in Eukaryota, Metazoa, Mollusca, Cephalopoda, Octopoda, Octopodidae. Gene Ontology annotation, molecular function: actin filament binding; beta-catenin binding; cadherin binding. Bases 204 to 2933 code for a protein of 909 amino acids. Gene Ontology annotation, cellular component: catenin complex; adherens junction. The transcript has 22 exons. Gene Ontology annotation, biological process: cell migration; cell-cell adhesion. The record is from RefSeq and is a predicted model, not a curated record.
AUGCCGAGUAUGUUAUAAUACCAAGAACGGUUGUGUGUUUAAAUCGCGCACCUUUCGUUUUUCAGCCACCCACUUAACUGGUUUGACGGUGCAUAGUCAAACUCUUCAUUGUUUAUGAUUUAGACACAGUUUAUAGCACUUACCCCUGUCUUGUCUUACUUUUUCCUGUGUUUAGCAACCAGUUCCACUUACCCCCAAUCACCAUGACAACCAGUCCAACUGGUAUUCCUGGUUCAAUUCACCUGAAAUGGAAUCCCAGGAAUUUAGAUAUUCGAACAAAGUCAGUGGAAAAAACACUAGAACCUUUAGUUACGCAGGUCACAACACUGGUCAGUCAGAAAGGUCCAGUCAAAAAGAAGAAAGGACAUUCCAAAAAAGCCCACGUUCUCAGUGCUGCUGUGCAGAAAGCUACGGAAAACUUUAUUGAACGUGGUGAAGAGAUCGCAGAAGAAAAUCCUGAGAUUCGAGAAGACAUGUUGCUUGCUGUAGAGGAUGUCCGUAAAACUGGUGAUGAAAUGGGAAGAGCCUCUCAAGAAUUUGCUAAUGAUCCUUGUUCUUCCGCUAAACGAAGUGCUAUGGUUCUAGCAGCUAGAGGACUUCUCUCAGCAGUGACUCGUCUUCUAAUCUUGGCAGAUAUGUCUGAUGUGAAUCAUCUUCUGAAGACUUUACAUAAUGUUGAAAAUGAUUUGGAUCGUAUAAAGAAUGCCAGCAGUCAACAUGAACUUUUAGCAAGUUUUGAUGACUUUGGGAAAAGUGUCCAACAGCUGUCAGACAGGGCAGCUAAAAGACAAGCUGAUUUAAAAGACCCACGGCGUAGAGACGACUUGGCUUCUGCUCGUGCUGUGCUAAAGAAGAACAGUAUGAUGCUUUUGACCACUUCUAAGGCUUAUGUGCGACAUCCGGAACUUUCUGCAGCCCGAGAGAAUCGUGAUUUCGCCUGUAAGCAGAUGUGUGAUGCAGUAAAUUUAAUCUCCGAUGUUGCACAGGCCGCUGGUGUUUCCGAUGUCCAUCCAUAUGAACAUCAGGGAGAACUAGCUGCUGCCCUGGAUGAAUUAGAUCAAAAACUCAUAAUGGAUCCUCUGGCCUAUAACGAAGUUCACAGCCGACCGUCUUUGGAAGAACGUUUGGAGAGUAUUGUUAGUGGUGCAGCCAUCUUAGCAGAUUCUUCUUGCACCCGGAAUGAUCGACGCGAAAAAAUCAUACAGGAGUGCAAUGCUGUACGCCAGGCAUUACAAGACUUACUCACAGAAUAUAUGGAUAAUUGUGGUGGCAAGAACAAUGUUCAUUCAAACAAGCAGUCUGGUAAGAAAGAACCAAGUGCUGAACUAGAAGAUGCUAUUGAGAAUUGGCAGAAAAAAUCUAGAGAUUUAAGACGUCAGCUAAGGAAAGCUGUUGUGGAUCAUGUAUCUGAUUCCUUUCUGGAAACCAACGUUCCUCUUCUUGUGCUCAUUGAAGCAGCCAAAGCUGGUAAUGAGAAUGCGGUAGAAGAGUUUGCAGUCAUAUUUACUGAACAUGCUAAUAAGCUUGUAGAGGUAGCUAAUCUUGCCUGUUCAAUGUCCAGCAAUGAAGAAGGUGUCAAGAUGGUUCGUAUUGCUGCAGCUGAAAUAGAAAGUCUCUGCCCCCAAGUAAUCAAUGCUGCCAGAAUCUUGGCCGCUCGUUCACAUUCCAAAGUAGCCCAAGAAAACAUGGCAACAUUUAAAGAAGCAUGGGUGAAGCAAGUACAACUCCUUACUGAAGCUGUAGAUGAUAUUACCACUAUUGAUGACUUCUUAGCUGUGUCAGAAAACCAUAUCUUAGAAGAUGUGAACAAAUGUGUUAUUGCAUUACAAGACAAAGAUGCUGAUACCUUAGAUAGAACGGCUGGUGCCAUUCGAGGGCGAGCAGCUCGUGUAAACAAUGUUGUGAUUGCAGAAAUGGACAACUAUGAACCUGGGCGUUAUGUUGAAAAUGUAAUGUCAUAUGUUAAAUUGUUAAGAGACCAAGUGAUGCCAAAUUUUGCUCAGAAAGUUGAAGUAGCUGUGAAUUCUCUGAAUUCCUCAUCGAAAGAAAUUGAUGAAAAUGAGUUCAUUGAUGCCAGUCGCCUUGUUUAUGAUGGUGUUCGUGAUAUUCGGCAGUCUGUGUUACUCAGCAGAAAUCCUGAAGAAAUCGAUUCUGAUACUGAAAUUGAAUUUGAAGAUGAUACCAAGAGUAAAUCAAGUUUCAUAACAGAACAAGAUUAUAACAGCAAGAGUGACCGAGCUAUAAUGAGGGAUCUUCCAGAGGCUGAAAGGGUCAAAAUUGAACAACAGGUUGAUGACUUCCGUAAAGCAAAAGCAAAAUUAGACCGAGAAGUGGCAAAAUGGGAUGACAGUGGCAAUGAUAUUAUUGUUCUUGCUAAACAGAUGUGUAUGAUUAUGAUGGAAAUGACAGAUUUUACCAGGGGGCGUGGACCUUUGAAAAGCACAAUGGAUGUUAUUAGUGCUGCCAAGAAAAUUUCCGAAGCUGGAACACAAAUGGAUAAAAUGGCAAAAACUAUUGCAGAUCAGUGUCCAGACUCUGUGUCCAAGAAAGAUCUUCUGGCAUAUCUCCAGCAAAUUGCAUUAUAUUGCCAUCAAUUAAAUAUAACCAGUAAAGUGAAAGCUGAUGUACAAAGUGCUAGUGGGGAAUUGAUUGUGUCUGGGCUUGACAGUGCCACAUCCCUUAUUCAAGCUGCCAAAAACUUAAUGAAUUCAGUAGUUUUGACAGUGAAAGCUUGUUAUGUUGCUUCAACUAAGUACAAAAGUAGCUCCGUUUAUAACUCUGUAGUUUUGUGGAAGAUGAAAGCUCCUGAAAAGAAACCUCUAGUACGGAGAGAAGAUCCAUCUGAACUAAAGGCUAUUGUACGCAAAGGUGCUCAGAGGAAGCGCAUACAACCUGUCAAAGCUCUGAAUGAAUUUACAGAAUUAAGCAUCUAAAUCUCCUGUUUGCUGGUUGUGGAUGAGUUGCAGAAGAAAAAGAAAAUGACUGUAUUUUAGUAAUCAUCAUCAUUAUCAUCAUCAAGAAAUACAUAGUGCUUGGAAAUAUCACAUUGUUUACAAAUAUAUAAUUGGUUUUAUAAUGUAUUAAAGAUUAAAAUUUGUGAACAACGUAUGUAUGUAUGUAUGUAUGUAUGUAUGGAUAUGUGUGCAUGUACAUAAGAUCGUCUGACUUACUGUCUGAUUGAUAGUUACAAAGAAUUAUAAACAAUGUUUUUGCCUGAAAAAAGAGAUGUUAAAGGUUCCUGAUCAACAAAUUUUAUUUCGAAUAUUCUGAAAGUGUUAAACAUAGGCAUCUGACUAUCUUGUUAAACUAUAAUGAAGUUGUGUUGCUUGAUGUCAUAUUGAAAAGUUUCUGACUGUUUGUGUCCUUUUCUUAGAAUGAAACAGGAGGCCACAAACUGUGUGGAACUGGUUGUUAUUUAAGUAAUAGACCCUUCACCUCUCCAGAGCACAGUUGUAAACUACAGGCGAUGAAGCCCUAACAUGUUUUGGUACUAUUGAUAUUGUUGCAGUUGCCAGAACCAUCCAGGAUUGUCUGACUUAUUUGAAAUAUGGUGUGAUAUGAUGUGAUAUUACAGUGGGUCGGGGAGCUUAUUCUCACAUCUGUUCUAUAAUGCAUUUCUUAGUUUGACACAAAGGCUUUUUGAAGUGGUGUCAGAUCCAGUUGAAUUUUCUUCAAUACAUGCCUCAUAUUUUAACCCCAAGUGA